This is a messenger RNA of Lingula anatina, 411 nucleotides long. RefSeq names its product caspase-7-like. The record is from RefSeq and is a predicted model, not a curated record. Lineage: Eukaryota; Metazoa; Brachiopoda; Lingulata; Lingulida; Lingulidae. Gene Ontology annotation, cellular component: cytoplasm. Gene Ontology annotation, biological process: positive regulation of neuron apoptotic process; proteolysis; apoptotic process. Gene Ontology annotation, molecular function: cysteine-type endopeptidase activity.
CAACCACAAACUGACAAGGAGGAGAGACGAGGUACAAAGCAGGAUGCAGAAGGGAUUAAGAACAGAUUUGAGGCACUGGGUUUUGUUGUAGAGCCUUAUGAGAACUUAACAUGUUCGCAGAUGUUAAGAACCAUGCGUGAAGUUGGUCGCCGUAAUCACUCCAAAAAUGAUUGUCUGGCUUUGGUUGUUAUGUCACAUGGGGACGAGGGAAUUGUUUAUGGAACUGAUGGUAUAGUGGAGGUGGAUAUAUUACUAGCCCCUCUGAAGGGAGACAAGUGUCCAACAUUAGCAGGGAAACCAAAGCUCAUUUUCAUUCAGGUCAGGGAGUUUUACAUGAAGGACGAGAAAGGACUCCUUAAUUGGGUCACCUGUCAAUGGCCCUUCAGUGUCCCCAGCCUGACCUUAGCCUAG